Messenger RNA from Hyaena hyaena (striped hyena), 1704 nucleotides. RefSeq names its product keratin-associated protein 10-11. The transcript is spliced from 5 exons. The record is from RefSeq and is a predicted model, not a curated record. Bases 652 to 1155 code for a protein of 167 amino acids. Lineage: Eukaryota; Metazoa; Chordata; Mammalia; Carnivora; Hyaenidae.
CACUUAACCAACUGAGCCACCCAGCUUCCACGAAAAGGAAAAAGAUAUGAUGUGGGUGGGAGGAAAUCACUCUGACAAUGAUGUGAAGGUUGAAGAGACCCGCUGAAGUCUCAAGUUAGGACACUGUCCAUAUAAGUGGGUGGGGCUAGGUUGGGAAAAAAAAUUGUGCUAUACAAUUGACAAGCAGCUUUGAUUUUUACAACAUCCCCUUAAGGCAGGAGUUUCCCGGUUUUACAGACUCAGCGAGGCUCAGUGUCUUGGCCUACGUCACACAGCAUGCUGCUAGUGUAGCUCCGGGUAUCAGUCUUUUCGGGGACGCAGGCCGCCGCACAAGAUGGGGAUCCGACUGUGUCAGGUGGCAGCGGGAAAUCGCCGUUUCCGUUCAGUGAUAGCGGGAAAACCUGGUCAACCACGGCUAAGAAGGGCUGGUGACGGCAGAGGAUCUGGCCUGGGAAGGACGGCUGGGAGAAGGAAUUUGGGUCUCGGCGGCCGCCGUAGGAGCGGCGCUCGGAUCCCCAUGGCAACGGCAAGAAGCAGCGGGAGCUUCUGGGCGGUGCUGCCGCCUCGGCGGAUUGGACGAGCGCGCGGAAUCCGUGAACUGCCCGCGGCCCUAGGGUGCAGUUCCUGGACUGACUGGCGCUGUCCUGCCCGAUGGACCCACCUCUGGAGUCCCUCCUGGUAUUUUGCAUCCCUGCAGCCACUCCCACCUCCUCGUCACCCCUUCCUCCUGUGCUUGUCCAGGCCUCCUCUAGCUCGUGGAAUCCAACCCCGGCUCCCGUCAGCAGUCCUUCCCUCCUGCUUCCCAUCCCUGCCAUCGUCUUCAUCGCCGUGAGCAUCUAUUUGCUGCUGCUCGGUGUAGUGCUGCUGGCGAGGCACUGCCUGCUGGCCCAGGGCUGCUGCACGGACUGCAGCUCCCCCUGCAGGAAGCAAGGCGCUUCCAGGCCCCAGGACUGUUGCUGGACCUGUGCAGAAGCCUGCGACUUCCCUCUGCCCAGCCCCGCCCGCUGCCUGGAUGCCUGCUGCCCCCAGCCCACCGAAGCUGGUUGGGCCCCUCGCUGCCCUCGCUGCUGCCCACUCUGCGACUGUGCCUGUGCGUGCCAACUGCCUGACUGCCAGAGCCUCAACUGUCUCUGCUUUGAGAUCAAGCUCCGAUGAGGACCCGGAAUCCUUGCCCUUCGGGGAGCGGCCAACCUCCUGGGCCUACAUGUUCCCUUCCCUGAGGGGCCACUGGACACCUUUCUCUAGGCCACUGGAACCACAAAUGGCCUGCCCAGCUCAUCAGCCCAGGAACCAGCCGCGGAGAGCCGGGCUCCCUGCAGAGCAGGACUCAGUGAGGCCUUGGCCUGCUGGACAGCAACCCGUUACCAGGGAGAGGGGCUAGUGGUCUGGCAAGUGCCCCUGCCCACCUCUCCUCCUCCCCAUCUACACUGUUAUAAUCAAAGGCGAGGGUAGGAGACUGCUCACCACAAACCACAUUAUGGGACAAACUUAGCCUUGAGUAUCAGGAUAUAGGGGCACCACAGCCACACCUUGUCCGUGGACUCCUGGUUAUUUUGAGGUGAGUGUAGUGCCCACAUCUGCUCUCCCGCCAAAAGAUUGGUCUCCUGAGAAUCACAGCAGCCACCAUCAGGGCCCAGAGGGGGGUGGGUUUGAGAAGGAGGCAUAGAGAGCCACAGAUCUGAGUCUCCUUUCCUCUCCUUCCCU